This is a messenger RNA of Fomitiporia mediterranea MF3/22, 1494 nucleotides long. RefSeq lists its product as uncharacterized. The transcript has 5 exons. NCBI's taxonomy places the organism in Eukaryota, Fungi, Basidiomycota, Agaricomycetes, Hymenochaetales, Hymenochaetaceae. Gene Ontology annotation, molecular function: DNA replication origin binding. Gene Ontology annotation, biological process: DNA replication; DNA replication initiation. Gene Ontology annotation, cellular component: nuclear origin of replication recognition complex; nucleus. Bases 1 to 1494 code for a protein of 497 amino acids. The record is from RefSeq and is a predicted model, not a curated record.
AUGACUGCAGGCUCGACGAGAGCACUGUCAAGGUCAAAGACGAUUCAGAGGGAAACAGACCAUGUUCCGGAAUCGGAUACACGCGACUCCAGUCCAGAAAUACUUGAUGAAUCUCCAAAAUGCUCACCGGCUCUCUUACGCGAGUCUUUGGGAAAGCAAAAGCAGGCUAUUCUGAAUGCUCUCCGCAACUCCCGUCUACAUGAAAGUCGAAUAUCUAAUGACGACCAGGAUAGCAUACCAUCCACCAACUCUGUCACCUUGCAGCAGCUGAGCGAACUCCUGGGCGGAAGCAUUGAACGCGGAGAAGGGAAUAGUUGCCUCGUUAUUGGUCCUGCGGGUAGUGGAAAAUCUAUGAUAUUCGAGAGCGCUCUGGACAUGUAUGAAGAUAACACCCCGAUUGUUAUUCGACUGAAUGGGCAUGUUCAUCAUACGGACCGUUUGGCAAUCCGUGAAAUUGCGCGGCAAGUCGUCGAACAAACUGGAAAUAAAAAGUUCGAGUCUAUCGACGUCGACGACGACGAUAAUCCGUUCGAAGAUAACAACACCGAUCAAUUUACAGGGACUUUACCUCCUCCAUCGCAUCUUCCGUCACUUAUUGCUGCCCUACCUACGAUCUCGAGACCUGUAGUUGUGCUUCUCGACGCAUUCAACGUUUUCACCGAACAACCCCGGCAAGCUCUGCUAUACUGUCUUCUCGAUACCGUCCAGUCUUGUCGAGCUGGAUCGUCAUCACACGGCGGGUUGGCAGUCAUUGGCCUCACUUCUCGUGUCGAUGUGGUUAAUCUGCUGGAGAAACGGGUGAAGAGCCGCUUUUCUCACAGAAUAUUGCGGACCUCCGGUCCGCGAGCCUUAGAGGAUUGGCUAGAAAUCCUUCGGCAAUGCCUGUGCACAACCAUCAAGGAUUCACCAGAGUCGGGUUCAUCUAGAUGGCGAACCAUUUGGGAACAUAAUACCAAUAUGUUUCUUCAGGACCGGGAGGUUCGAGACAUUCUCAAGGAUAUGUUUGGGAUCAGUAGAGAUAUUCGCUGUCUCCUUAGAGUUAUGACAAACGCGGUUAUUUGUUUGAGUGAAACCUCGCCAUUCUUAACGGUACGCAGCCUAAAUCGUGCCUUGGAAUCGCAACGCAGCAGGUUACAGUCAUCUCUACUAAUGAAGCUAGAUUAUCCCUCAUUAUCUCUGUGCAUUGCCGCGCAACAUGCUCGUACCGCGGGGCAUGACACAUUCACGUUUGAAAUGCUCCACGAGCUGUUCGCCACUCAGGUACGCACCUCAUCCGCCGCGCCCGUCAUGCUCGGCGGUGGAAGCAUCGGAAUGGUCAACACAUUCGAAGAAUUAAUCAAGACGAAGAUUUUUGUGCAAGCAGCAUCUCACACCGCAGGUGUUGGCAAGGAGUUUGUUAAAUACCGCUGCGCGGUUGAGCGGGAGGACGUUAAGGUUGCAGUCGAACGGAUUGGCCAAACUAAUCUAAAGAAGUGGUUCAGCAAAGCUCAAUAG